Molecule: messenger RNA, 2127 nt
Organism: Aspergillus ruber CBS 135680
Lineage: Eukaryota; Fungi; Ascomycota; Eurotiomycetes; Eurotiales; Aspergillaceae
Product: P-loop containing nucleoside triphosphate hydrolase protein
Exons: 4
Coding region: 1-2127 (708 amino acids)
Biological process (GO): iron-sulfur cluster assembly
Cellular component (GO): cytosol
Molecular function (GO): ATP binding; ATP-dependent FeS chaperone activity; protein binding
Source: RefSeq, a predicted model, not a curated record
AUGGAGAAUAACCCCGCAAAUCACGAUGAGGCCGUUUCGCAGUUCUGUUCGCUGACCGGUCUUCAGCCCUCCGAGGCCCAGGAAUACCUCGCGGCUAAUGGGUGGGAUAUCGAGGCGGCAGUGACCGAGUACUUCGCGGAACAAGACGAAGCUUUGCAAGACGCACAUACAGGUGGGCAGCAUUUUGGUGCCGGGGAGGGAUCUGCUGGUCCGUCAGCUUCGUCGUCGUCGCAUACACCUCAGCAGUCGUCUUCAGGUGGACGCAGUCGUCCUCCCAAGAAGUUCGCUACCAUGCGUGACUUUGCGUCUGGGGGCGGUGAUUCUUCCGAUGAUGACGAGAACCCCAACCAGCCUUUCUUUGCGGGUGGUGAGAAGUCCGGGUUGGCUGUGCAGAAUCCCGAUGAUCUCAAGAAGAAGAUUAUUGAAAAGGCCAGCAAAACCCAACUCCCAUCCUCUGACGAACCUCAACCCCGAAGAAACCACUUCACCGGUACUGCCCGUACUCUGGGUGGUGACGAUGCUCCCAGUCAAGUAAUCGAAGCUCCCAGUGCCCCCGCUGCUCCUCAGCUGCCACAACGAGUUCAGCGGACCCUCCACUUCUGGUCAGAUGGCUUCUCGGUCGACGAUGGAGACUUGUACCGCUCGGACGAUGCACGGAACGCAGAGAUUCUCGACGGAAUUCGACAGGGACGCGCUCCCCUUUCGAUAAUGAAUGUGCAACGAGGCCAGGAGGUAGAUGUGGAGAUCCAACAGCACGAGGAAAAAUACGUGAAACCCAAGCCCAAGUACCAGCCGUUCGCCGGACAGGGAUUCCGACUCGGGAGCCCGACACCUGGUGUCACCGCAACACCUUCUGCUCCUGCUGCUGCUGCGCCUAGCCAGGCUACCUCCGAGCCCGCGAAGCCAAACGUGGAUGAGUCGCAACCUGCUGUCACUCUGCAAAUCAGACUCGGUGACGGAACACGCCUUACGUCCCGAUUCAACACCACUCACACCAUUGACGAUGUCUACCAAUUUGUCGGAGCGGCCAGCCCUAUCAGCCAGUCGCGUCCGUGGGUAUUGAUGACUACAUUCCCUAGCAAUGAACUUACCGAUAAAAGCGCUGUGCUUGGCGACUUGGCUGAGUUCAAGAGAGGUGGUGUGGUGGUCCUCUCAGGAAAAGGCGGUGUCGGUAAAUCCUCCGUAACCCUGCAACUCGCCCUCGCUCUCUCCCUCCAAGGCAAAUCCGUCGGCAUCCUCGACAUCGACUUGACCGGACCUUCAAUCCCAAGGUUAGUCGGGCUCGAAGGCGCGAAGAUUACGCAAGCACCAGGUGGUUGGUUACCGGUGACUGUUCAUGAUGCUGUCGACGGCACUACCUUAACAACAAGCGAUGACUCUGCGCAAGGACAAGAGGUGCAGGUGCAAGAAGGAAGCGGAAGUGGAAGUGAGAGCAAACGAGGCUCCCUCCGCUGCAUGUCCCUAGGCUUCCUCCUGCGCGACCGCGGUGAUGCCGUAAUCUGGCGCGGCCCCAAGAAAACAGCCAUGAUCCGGCAAUUCCUCGCCGACGUGCACUGGGGCGAAACAGACUACCUCCUCGUCGACACACCGCCCGGCACAAGUGACGAACACAUCGCGCUAGCCGAACAACUUCUCACGCUCUCCACGACAGAUCCCCGUCUUGCGGCUGCAAACCCGUCACUUCCAAGGCUUGCUGGUGCGGUGCUGGUUACCACGCCGCAGGCGAUUGCGACGUCGGAUGUGAGGAAGGAGGUGAAUUUUUGUGUAAAGACGCAGAUUCCGACGCUGGGGGUUAUUGAGAAUAUGUCUGGUUAUGCGUGUCCAUGCUGUGGGGAGGUGAGUAAUUUGUUUUCGAGUGGGGGCGGGCAAGUUAUGGCGCAGGAGAUGGGGGUGAGGUUUCUGGGGAUUGUGCCGGUGGAUGUUAAGUUUGGGGUGUUGAUUGAGGGGGAUGCUGUGGAUGGUGAUAGUGAUAGUGAUGAUGAGGGUGAACAGGAGAAGAAGAAGGUUGGACAGAAGGAACCGGACAACCGGCCGCUUGUUGAGAGAUACAAGACAGAUUGUUACUCAUAUGCGAGGUUUGAGGAGUUUGCGAAAACGUUAAUAUCUGGGAUUGAGGCUACGGCGUGA